CCCCGGGACGAAGGCUUGGGAAGCGCGCGGGGAACAAGACCGAAGGAAGGAGCGGGAAGAAGAGCGCAGCCGCCGCCGGGCCCUGCGCGCCCCGGGAGCGCCGCGCGGCACUGCCCGCGGGCUCCGGGUGUCCGCGGGGCGGCGCCGCGGAACAUGACGGCGCCCUGGGCGGCCCUCGCCCUCCUCUGGGGAUCGCUGUGCGCGGGUUCCGGUCGCGGGGAGGCCGAGACGCGGGAGUGCAUCUACUACAACGCCAACUGGGAGCUAGAGCGCACCAACCAGAGCGGCCUGGAGCGCUGCGAAGGCGAGCAGGACAAGCGGCUGCACUGCUACGCCUCCUGGCGCAACAGCUCAGGCACCAUCGAGCUCGUCAAGAAGGGCUGCUGGCUGGACGAUUUCAACUGCUACGACAGGCAGGAGUGCGUGGCCACCGAGGAGAACCCCCAGGUGUACUUCUGCUGCUGCGAAGGCAACUUCUGCAACGAGCGCUUCACCCACCUGCCCGAGGCGGGCGGCCCAGAAGUCACGUACGAGCCACCCCCGACAGCCCCUACCCUGCUCACUGUGCUGGCCUACUCGCUGCUGCCCAUCGGGGGCCUCUCCCUCAUUGUCCUGCUGGCCUUCUGGAUGUACCGGCAUCGCAAGCCCCCCUACGGCCACGUGGACAUCCAUGAGGAUCCUGGACCUCCACCCCCAUCCCCUCUGGUGGGCCUGAAGCCACUGCAGCUGCUGGAGAUCAAGGCUCGGGGGCGCUUUGGCUGUGUUUGGAAGGCACAGCUCAUGAAUGAUUUUGUGGCUGUCAAGAUCUUCCCACUCCAGGACAAGCAGUCAUGGCAGAGUGAAAGGGAGAUCUUCAGCACACCUGGCAUGAAGCAUGAGAAUCUGCUGCAGUUCAUUGCCGCUGAGAAGCGAGGCUCAAACCUGGAGGUGGAGCUGUGGCUCAUCACGGCCUUCCAUGACAAGGGCUCCCUCACGGAUUACCUCAAGGGGAACAUCAUCACAUGGAAUGAACUGUGUCACGUGGCAGAGACAAUGUCAAGAGGCCUCUCAUACCUACACGAGGAUGUGCCCUGGUGCCGUGGCGAGGGCCACAAACCGUCUAUUGCCCACAGGGACUUUAAGAGCAAGAAUGUAUUGCUGAAGAGUGACCUCACGGCCGUGCUCGCUGACUUUGGCCUGGCUGUUCGUUUUGAGCCAGGGAAACCUCCGGGGGACACUCAUGGGCAGGUGGGCACACGGCGGUACAUGGCCCCUGAGGUGCUCGAGGGAGCCAUCAACUUCCAGAGAGACGCCUUUUUGCGCAUCGACAUGUACGCCAUGGGCCUGGUGCUGUGGGAGCUCGUGUCCCGCUGCAAAGCUGCCGAUGGACCUGUGGACGAGUACAUGCUGCCUUUUGAGGAAGAGAUUGGCCAGCACCCGUCACUGGAGGAGCUUCAGGAGGUGGUCGUGCACAAGAAGAUGCGGCCUGCCAUCAAGGAUCACUGGCUGAAACACCCGGGCCUGGCCCAGCUCUGCGUGACCAUCGAGGAGUGCUGGGACCACGACGCAGAAGCUCGUCUGUCCGCGGGCUGUGUGGAGGAGCGGGUGUCCCUGAUCCGGAGGUCUGUCAAUGGCACUACCUCGGACUGUCUUGUCUCCCUGGUGACCUCCGUCACCAAUGUGGACCUGCCCCCGAAGGAGUCGAGCAUCUAAGCCCAGGACAUGAGUGGAUCUCCAGACUCAGUGGAUCUGAAGAGGCAAGGAAGAAAAAAAAGUUGUGUUUUGUUUUGGAAAUCCCAUAAUACCAACAAACACGUAAAAUGCAGCUGCUAUUUUACCUUG
Lipotes vexillifer (Yangtze River dolphin) is the source of this 1821-nucleotide messenger RNA. It is a transcript of the gene ACVR2B, whose product is annotated as activin A receptor type 2B. Gene Ontology annotation, biological process: protein phosphorylation; activin receptor signaling pathway; cellular response to growth factor stimulus. Gene Ontology annotation, molecular function: activin receptor activity; activin binding; ATP binding. The coding region runs from base 154 to 1692 and encodes 512 amino acids. Gene Ontology annotation, cellular component: activin receptor complex; plasma membrane. The record is from RefSeq and is a predicted model, not a curated record. NCBI's taxonomy places the organism in Eukaryota, Metazoa, Chordata, Mammalia, Artiodactyla, Lipotidae. The transcript is spliced from 11 exons.